Molecule: messenger RNA, 5745 nt
Organism: Carassius auratus (goldfish)
Lineage: Eukaryota; Metazoa; Chordata; Actinopteri; Cypriniformes; Cyprinidae
Product: CREB-regulated transcription coactivator 1-like
Exons: 12
Coding region: 151-1953 (600 amino acids)
Biological process (GO): positive regulation of transcription by RNA polymerase II; protein homotetramerization
Cellular component (GO): nucleus; cytoplasm
Molecular function (GO): cAMP response element binding protein binding
Source: RefSeq, a predicted model, not a curated record
CACAUUGGUCAACUCUGGUUGUGGUAUAUAAUGCUAUAUGAAAUAAAAUUGCCAAUGACAUAGGCCUAGUUUUUGCAGCAUGAAUAGCAGGUGUCUUCUCUUGACACAUGAAGACAUUUCAUUCAGCUGGUGUGUGUGUGUGCUUUAUCAAUGAGGUGGACUCCAAUGCCCACAACUCUUCCCGUGAUGACGCCGCGCAGCGCACAACGCGUCUCACGCAACGCUCUGUGUUUUGGAGAAGAACGGAAGAUGGCGACCUCAAACAAUCCUCGAAAAUUCAGCGAGAAAAUCGCCCUGCACAACCAGAAGCAGGCGGAGGAGACGGCGGCGUUUGAGGAGGUCAUGAAAGACCUGAGCAUCACGCGAGCAGCGCGGCUGCAGUUACAGAAGACCCAGUAUUUGCAACUAGGCCAGAAUCGAGCUCAGUGCUAUGGAGGGUCACUGCCCAAUGUCAAUCAGAUUGGAAAUAGCAACACUGACCUCCCUUUUCAGACGACGGUUUUAGACACCAGUCGGACGUCCCGACAUCAUGGCCUGGUGGACCGUGUGUAUCGUGACAGGAAUCGCAUCGCUUCUCCGCAUCGUAGACCUCUCUCUGUGGACAAGCAUGGACGUCAGAUCGACAGCUGUCCCUAUGGCUCAGUAUAUCUGUCACCACCUCCCGACACAAGUUGGAGAAGAACCAACUCUGACUCAGCUCUACACCAGAGCGCUGUGAAUCCAGCUCCACAGGACACUUUUGUCGGUGGAUCUCAGGAACUGCAGUCGAAAGGAGUAAAAACAUUGCUGUUGCUCACCCCUCCAGAUACAGAGGACACUGAGUCAGAGAUGGACAAAGACGAGCCCAAAACAUCUCUGCAUUCAGAGUCCUGUGACGUUCCUGGGAUUAACAUAUUUCCAUCUCCUGAUCAAGAAAUGAGUAGCUCUUUGAUGCCAGCUGCUCACAGCACCGGUGGCUCCUUACCAGAUCUGACAAACAUCCAGUUCCCUCCUCCUCUCCCCACCCCACUGGACCCAGAUGACCCCAUUACCUUCCCUACAUCCAGCUCCAGCAGUACCACCAACCUGACACACCUGGGCAUCAGUGCUGCCAGUCACAUCCCUCCCUCCUCUCCCGCCCCCUCGCCCAAUAUCAGCCCACAGCUGCCCUCUACCACACUGCCACCUGCUGUCUCCCCCCAGAUACCCAUCGCACAGUCGAUCACGAUGGACAGUCUGUCUCUGGAGCAGCAGUUGUCUCAGUAUUCACUGCUGAGUUUACUGAACGACCUGCAGAAACAGCCACACAGCUUCCCUCAGAACAUUCGGCUCAUACGCCUCCCGCCUCUCACCGUAAGCUCCGCCCCCAACACCACCAGCCAAUCGCAGACAGCUACAAGCGCAACUGCCAGUUCGUACCGUCAGACCGGCUCUUCAACCAAUCAGUCACCCACAUCUCCAGUGUCCAAUCAGGGCUUCUCACCUGGCGGCUCACCACAACAUAUUCAGGGUGUCGGAAGCAUCUUUGGAGAUUCAUUUUAUGAUCAGCAGCUUCCAUCCAGACAGACCAAUGCCCUCUCAAACCAGCUGGAGCAGUUCAACAUGAACAUGAUGGAGAAUCCAGGUGGCUCUAGUCACUGUUCAACGCUGAACUACACACAAGCAGCCAUGAUGGGUCUAACCGGGAGCCACAGCGGUCAGCAGGACGCACAGCAGCUCGGUUACACUAGCCAUGGCAACAUCCCCAACAUCAUUCUCACAGUGACGGGAGAAUCUCCGCCGAGUCUCUCCAAAGACCUCACCAGCUCGCUGGCCAGCGUUGGUGACGUCAGCUUUGACGCAGACUCUCAGUUCCCGUUGGACGAGUUGAAGAUCGACCCCUUGACACUGGACGGACUGCACAUGCUCAACGACCCGGACAUGGUUCUCGCCGACCCGGCCACGGAGGACACGUUCCGCAUGGAUCGACUGUGAAUGCACUUCGAAGCCAGACGUUCCUCUGCAUGGCCUUUCUGUUCACCAUCUGGUCAGUGGCCGUCCAUGUCCCCCCAAACACCCACAUAACAGCAUGCUGCCAACCCGCUGGAGCCCAGGGGCCGGUGGAGGCGGCGGCGGUCAGGGUUUGGGGGGUGGUGAAGGUGGAAGUGCUGUAUCCACACUGGAUAGUUCCCAAUGCGCAAUACCAUCAACUCUCUUCACGUAUUCAUGUUUUGGCGAGUCGCCAAUGCGCGGUUUCUAUUUAUUCCUUUUUAGUUGUUUAUUCUUACGAUUUCAUGGAUCAUCCUAUGUUUAUAUUCGUAUUUACAUAAUAAGCAAAUUGCCAAAUUUCAUCUAUUUUUUUAAGGUUUACGUAACUAUGCCAUCUGUGUAAUGAUGCGUGUGAAAUCGACAUAUUUAUUUAUUAUAAUUAUUUUUUUAAUUCUAGAUAUAAAUAUAUAUUAUUUAAUCAUAUUUAUGUAAGGAGCACUACUCCCCCAGAUUGUGUAUCAAGGGUUUAAAGGAGCGUUGCUCAUCGUACGCCGGAAGGCAUCAAGAUAGCUUCCAUGACGAUUCGUUUUGCUGGCUUUUUUUGGUAUCAUCCCAACAUCUCAAGUUGUCACGAUUGGUCUCAUUCUUUCAGUAUCAGUUUUCUUGCAGGAGGACAGCAGUGUCUAAAUAGAAAUGUGACCCAUCUUUCGGUGUUUUUGUGGACUGUCGCGUGACUUUCUGUAUGCAUAUGUUAUUUAUUCGAAUUGAAGGUCUUAUGGCUGAAAUGUACGCUUCAACGGUGGUCGGUAAAUAUGUGACCUUCGAGCUGCUGCAGAAACCUGCUGAACACUUCACUGUGAGAGGACCUGAUUUUGCCUUACAUGAACAAAAUGCUGUUUUUAACUGUUAAUGUGUUUUUCUAAUCGUCUCUGAAGUGUUCUCCUCUCGAUAUUCUUGUUUUAAUAAUGCCAUUUUGUUUAGUAUUGAGUGCUGUAAUAGUUUGUACUUGUACUGCCAAACUUAACUCGAGGUUCUGUUGUCAAAAUGAUGUCAGUCAUCUGGCUUGGGGUGAGUAAUGCUCCUUAUUCUGUGCUGUUUACGGGAGUUUGUGUUUGUCAUUCCCAUGUGUAUGUUCAAGCCCUGUCGCACCUUGAUCAAGCUAUAGGAAGGAAUUAAGGAAUCACUCAUUUACAAUUCAGUGACACAGUUAUGAUCUCUAUAUACAGUGGGGUCCAAAAAACCUGGAAUGAAAAGUAUUAAAAACAACGAAGCAAAGGGGAUGAAAAGAAAGAUAUAUUAGCAUUUAAAUGUGAAUUUUGAGAUUUAUUUUGUAAAACUGGUGCAUUGAUAAUUUUAGAGGCUUUUUUCUACUAUGGAAUAAAGAGAAAAAAACAAACAAACAGUUAAUUUUGACUUAAUCUCACAAUUUUUCUCAUGCAGUUACUUGUUUAGAAUCUCAUAAUUGUGACUUAUUAUAAAAAAUAAAAUAAAAAAAUUUGCAAGAUGUUAUCUUACAAUUGCAAUAUGUAAACAUGAUCCUGUGAGAAAAAGUCAAAAUCAUGAGAUAAAAAAGUCGCAAUUACCUUUAUUAUUAUUAUUUGUAUUUUUUUAUUUAUUUUUUUGUGGAAGAAAAAAAAACAGAAUUGCAAGACAAACUCAGAAUUUAGAGAAUAAAAGUUAAGUGUGAGAUAAAAAGUCACUUUUUUUUUUUGGACCCCACUGUAUCUAACUUGUCAGUCUGAAAACAACAUGUUUAUAAUACAGAUAAUGAAGAGCAAAUUGAAGUUUUUGGCAAUUGAACAAGAUGUUUUCUGCUAAAGUUUUAGUAAUUUCGGAUCAGUCAGAUACAUUUUGGUCAUCUGUGUCUUUUUAAGGGAAAUAAUAACUCUUAAAACUGUGCAAAUCCAAUUUGUGAUUCCUGUGCAAUCUAAACGAAUUAAUCAACCAACAAUCUGGAAUAUUUCUGGUUGCAUAUAAAGAGCAUAUUUAGGGCUGAGAAAUAGGGAUUGGCUCAGAUGGUGAAUACACUAGUUGGUUUAGAUGUAACAAAAACUGCAAUACUCACUUUAGUUUUCCUUUUUCAAACUGUGCCAUUCAGUUUUCAUAUGUUUACCAUAAGCACGUUUCUCUACCUGAAAAUAGUGUACAUAAUGCUUAUCACUGGAAUAUGACGACUGCAUGUCAAAAUGAGAAAAACCUUUAGAAUGAGGUCUUCGUUCGCUUUUUGGUAUGAAGUCUUCAUUAGCUUGGCUUAUUCCAGUAAAAAGAUUCACUGCACACAAACCAAUGUAGACCCCCGAGACACUGUGCAUGUAUUAGUUAAUGCUAGUGGUGUCAUUUUACCACAUCUAUGAUCAUGUUUAGAAACAGAAUGUAUUUAUGGGGCUCCGUGUUAUGAUUGCAUUACACCAAAAGACCUGCUUGACGAUGCUUGACCAAAGCACUAUCGUUUUUUCUCCUGAUCUGUUACGAUGCUAGUUUUUCUGUUCGUUUUCAGUCACGGUAGCAUUUUUUUUUCCACUCCUCACAAUCGUAGCAUGUUUGAUAUCUUCAGUUGGCUCAUUCCCCCACCCUGUCGAUUUGCUCGGCCCUUGCAUCUUGGGUUUCCCUCUGAAAUCCAGUCAGAAAUCUCAAAGAUACGGCAGCUUUCAUACUGAUGUGUGUGCAUUUCUUCUAAAUCUUCUGGCUGCUGCUUCUGGAAACUUCAGCUGAAACUUGGACUGUUUUACCUUCUGAAAAUGCAGACUGUUCGACCCUGUACAUGCGCCCCUCCCCCCACCCCGGUUUAUCGUGAAGGUGUUCUUUGUGAACCGUUUUCUGUAUUGCACUGAUAAUUCAGAGGGAAAACAAUUCUGGAAGCGUAUAUAUAUAUGUGUGUGACUUCCCAAUGCAAACCGAUAAAAGGGCUCAAUCUGUUUGUGUCUUUAACCUGUGAAACAUUAGGAGAUGUGCCCAGACUGCAUGCAUUUAUUGGACAAGUAAUAAUUGUUGAUGCACAUGCAGCAUGCAGGAGCGGUUUUAGCUAACAGCACUUAACCUACAUUUGUGUCCUAAUUAUAUUUGUGAGAGCAAACCCCCUUUAUCUUAAAUUCCCCUUUAAGCCUUAAUAGAACUGCUGAGCAGUUAGUGACCAUGUCCGUACCAUUAAAACUAACAAGGACGUAGCUGACUAGAUGGGAUGUAUUUCUUGAUAAACGUAUCGAUAGUGACCCAUAGGAUAGAGCUGAGCAGUAUGACAACCCUUCCCCUUAAAUCAUAGCAUUAGCAUAAACUAAGUGCCAUCUACAUUCUGUAAAGAUGAUAUAUUUUUAUUUCGCCACCUGUCAUCUCACUUAAGGCAGGUUUAAUAAGUAUUAAAAGACACUGUAAACCAAGCGCUCGUGAGAGUGUUAGGUUACAGAAUGUGCAUCAAAUCUUUGUGAUCUCUCAUGUUGUGAGCAUAAACAGUGCUCGCUCUUUAUUGGAGUUGGCGGUAUAUUAGGAUAUAUAAUUUGUGGUUGUCUAGAGCUUUUAUUGGGUUGGAUCUAUCCAGACGCCCAGUUCUAUAGUCGUUGUGCUGGUGUGGUCAUCUUUGUCUCCUAUUUGUGGUAACUGAUUGUAGAAGGAACUGAUUUCGUCUUUGUCGUUUUGCUGGUCCUUUUCCUUUCUCAUAAAAAAAAAAAAACAAUGCAGAAUAUGGAUGUGCAUGAUGUCUCAGCUGCAUAUAUCAGAGCCUUCUUGUUAUAUCAUUUAUAUUUUGUAAUCUGUAUUUCUGUACGUGUUUUUAAAAUACAUAUAUAUUUAAAUUCUCAGUGCUAA